Molecule: messenger RNA, 2298 nt
Organism: Hemisphaericaspora subhashii
Lineage: Eukaryota; Fungi; Ascomycota; Pichiomycetes; Serinales; Debaryomycetaceae
Gene: TBF1
Product: Tbf1p
Exons: 1
Coding region: 1-2298 (765 amino acids)
Biological process (GO): telomere maintenance via telomere lengthening
Molecular function (GO): double-stranded telomeric DNA binding; protein homodimerization activity
Source: RefSeq, a predicted model, not a curated record
AUGUCUUAUUCAGAUAGAGAAACAGAGAAGGAAGAGAACAUAGAGAUUGAUGAUCAACUCAUACUGAUUAAAGCAGAGUCAACUGAUACUUCUGUCCAGAAACAUAUUCAAGAAGAAGAAACUCAUGACAACACCGGUGAUGAGUUAAACUUACAUGAAAUAGAUGAAAUGUUUGAAAGCUCGAUCGAAGCAUCAAAGGCUGCCCCUGCUGAAGAUGAAUCAAUAACAGAAGAGAUAACAACUUCAAACAAGAGACCAAGCGAAGAAGAAGAGGAAGCAGAGGGUGUAAACAAGAAACAAAAAACGAAUGAAUCAGAAGAAGUACCGAAUCCGGAAACUGAAAAGGAAGCUACAGACUCUGAACAAACACCUGAGAUACGACACGAUAAAGGGCCUGAAAAGAAUGAGUCAAAUGCUACCCCACAGGAGUCUGACAAGCCAUCUGAACAAACAGAUACCAAUGAAACCAACGCCGAAGCUGACCAGGAGAAAGAAGCCACUCCAACUGUAAACGAAAAAGAAGACUUGGAAAUGAUUGCAACUGAAUUAGAAGCCGCAACAGAAUCCAACAAGGAGAAACCAACAGAUAACAAUAUCGACCCUUCACUCGGUGAACCGGAGAACAAAGAAAAUAAUUCAGACAAAGAGGAAUCCGAGAAAGAAGCCAUAUACUCAGGCACACCAAUUCCAGCCAACUCAGAAUUAUUAAGCACUCAUUCAGCCUUGGCAGCAUACAAUGCACUUGCAACUCAAUUACCACCCCUUGCAGGUUUAGCUAAUGCCAAUUUGGCGGCCUUACCAUUGCAGAUCGUGGCUCCAGAUUAUCUCCCACCCAGAAUUCAACUUUUGAUCAAUACUUUACCUACGUUGGAUAAUUUGGCUACUCAAUUACUUAGGAUUGUUGCUCUUGGACCAUAUCAGAAAAUUAUUGACUUGGCAUCUAAUCCAGAUACACCUGCCGGGGCCACAUUUCGAGAUUUAACAUCUCUUUUUGAAUUUACUAAAAGAUUGUAUUCUGAAGAAGAUCCAUUUUUGACUGUUGAACAUUUAGCCCCAGGGAUGUGGAAAGAAGGAGAAGUCACACCAAGUAUUUUUAGAAACCGAGAACAAAGUAUAGAAUCAACAUUAAGAAAGGUCAAUUUAGCGACUUUUUUAGCUGCCACAUUAGGUACUAUAGAAGUCGGGUUCUUCUACUUGAACGAAUCAUUUUUGGAUGUAUUUUGUCCUUUCAACAACUUAGAUCCGGUGAAUGCUUUAUCUAACAUGGGUACUGAAAAUCGAAGUUUACAAAGUGUUGGAAAUGCAAUUGGAGAACGAGUAGGAAAAAUGUUAAAACAACACUCUAUGUUAUAUUUAGAUUUGAAGACCCAAGCAUAUAUUUCUGCAAUUGAAGCGGGAGAACGUUCGCGUGAAGAAAUCUUAGAAGAUAUUUUACCUGAAAAUAUGCAAGAAAUACUUUUGGCAAGAAGAGCAGUCAAAGGAUUGUCUCCAACAGAAGAUGAUUUCAUAGACCGUUGUAAAACUCGUAAAGAGAUUCUUUUGAAUUAUCCUAGUGACAAAAAUAUAAGUGAAGAAUACGGUUGGUUUGCAUUCUUGAAAGAAUUAUUUGAAUAUGUUUCCAAAAAUAUGGGAUUCUUAAUCUGGGGUAAGAAAGGAAAGGUCACUGCCACCAAGGAAAGAGGCAGAAAAAUAAACACUCCACAUAGUCAAGAGACAUUAGAAGCAGCCGAAAAAGCAGCAGCUGCUCAAGCUGCCGCGGACGCAUCAGUUGCAGCAGCCGCCGCGGCCGCAUCCAGAGAAACCAUGCAACGAGCUAGAGAAAAUCGUCCACCCACAAUUCCGUUACCUCUGGAAGAAGGGGUUGAUCUUGAAGGUCCCGAAUACAGAGAGAUCACUAAUACAUUACUACCCUCCGAAAUCCAGGAACAACAGAUUCAUAUUCGUUUGAAUCCAGGUUCAGCUCAGAAGGGUACCCACAGAAGACCAUGGACAAGAGAGGAAGAAAAGGCAUUAAGGCACGCUUUGGAAUUGAAAGGGCCUCAAUGGGCGACUAUCUUGGAACUAUUUGGUCAUGGAGGGAAGAUAUCUGAAGCACUUAAGAAUAGAACCCAAGUACAAUUGAAGGAUAAGGCAAGAAAUUGGAAGAUGUUUUUCUUGAAGAAUGGACUUCCGAUUCCGGGGUAUUUACAAGGAGUUACUGGUGAUUUGGAGAGAGAUGAGAAACAGAAAACAUCGAAGACCAGAAGUAAGAAGACAGCUGCUGCACCUGUGCCUUCUGUUCAGCAACAAAAGAAAUAG